Molecule: messenger RNA, 990 nt
Organism: Rubroshorea leprosula
Lineage: Eukaryota; Viridiplantae; Streptophyta; Magnoliopsida; Malvales; Dipterocarpaceae
Source: the annotation of a GenBank genome assembly
ACCGCCCUCCACCUCCACCCUCCUCAGCCACUACCUCUCAACACAAACCAACCAUGGCUGCCACUUCACUCCCUCUCAUUUUCUUCACUCUCUGCCUCCUCUCUCCCCUCACUCUAGCACAAACACCCGCCCCCACCUCCUCCCCUUCCCCCACAAACCUCACCGGAAUCCUUGACAAGAACGGCCAAUACACCACCUUCAUCCGUCUUCUAAAUGACACCCAAAUCUUCAACCAAGUCGAAAAUCAGCUUAACAACUCCAACAAUGGCUUGACUGUCCUUGCCCCCACCGAUAACGCUUUCAACAACCUUCCGUCCGGGACCAUAAACAGCCUCACCCAGCAGCAAAAGGUUCAACUAUGUUUGUACCAUAUUCUUCCCCAAUACUACUCCCUCAAUGAUCUCCAGCUCGUCAGCAACCCGGUUAGGACUCAGGCUACCGGUAAUGAUGGCGUCUGGGGACUGAACUUCACCGGACAGAACAACCAGGUCAAUGUGACAAGCGGGGCAGUGACGACACAGAUUAGCAAUGCUUUGAGUCAGCAGAAGCCUCUGGCGGUUUAUCAAGUGGACAAGGUUUUGCUGCCCGAGGAGUUGACUGGUGGAUCCCCGUCUACGAUUUCUUCUCCUGCUCCGACGUCAUCCCCAGCUAAGGCAAACACCACAGUAUCAAGCGCCAAGGAACCGUCCCCGGCUGGGUCAGGUGCCUGUCAGAGUAACAUGGGUUUGGGUUUGGUUGUUGGGCUUGCGAUGGUUUGCAUGGGAGCUGUAUCUUCUUGAAUCUGGUCAACGUUGUUUUUUUUUUUUUUUACUUCACAUUUUCUUAUUUUUCAAAGGGAAUGGGGGCAUUUGAGCCUUGAACAUUUAGAAUUUCAUUCAUAUUUUCUUCUUUUUUUUUCUUUUUUCUUUUGUUGUGCUUGUAAUUGCAUUAAUGGUUUGAUUGUUCAAUGUAGUUUGUAUGAAGUUUGGAAAAUAAUUUAGCCAUUCCCCA